This is a messenger RNA of Danio rerio (zebrafish), 861 nucleotides long. RefSeq names its product serine protease 59, tandem duplicate 2 (gene prss59.2). NCBI's taxonomy places the organism in Eukaryota, Metazoa, Chordata, Actinopteri, Cypriniformes, Danionidae. The record is from RefSeq and is marked provisional. Gene Ontology annotation, biological process: proteolysis. Gene Ontology annotation, molecular function: hydrolase activity; serine-type endopeptidase activity; peptidase activity. Gene Ontology annotation, cellular component: extracellular region.
GAUGCGAGUCUAUCAACGAACAGGUUCAAUCAGCAGUCAUGAGGUCUUUGGUGUUCCUGGUGCUCCUUGGAGCUGCCUUUGCUCUGGAUGAUGACAAGAUUGUUGGUGGAUAUGAGUGCCAGCCUAAUUCCCAGCCCUGGCAGGCGUCUCUGAACUCUGGCUACCACUUCUGCGGUGGCUCUCUGGUCAGCGAAUACUGGGUUGUGUCUGCUGCUCACUGCUACAAGUCACGUUUGGAGGUCCGUUUGGGCGAGCACAACAUCGUCAUUAAUGAGGGUACUGAGCAGUUCAUCACCUCCGAGAAGGUCAUCCGCAACCCCAACUAUGACUCCUGGACCAUUGACAGUGACAUCAUGCUGAUCAAGCUGAGCAAGCCUGCCACCCUCAACAAGUAUGUGCAGCCUGUGGCCCUGCCCAACGGCUGUGCUGCUGACGGCACCAUGUGCAGAGUCUCUGGCUGGGGAAACACCAUGAGCUCCACUGCUGAUUCCAACAAGCUUCAGUGUCUGGAGAUCCCCAUCCUUUCUGACCGCGACUGUAAAAACUCCUACCCCGGCAUGAUUACCGACACAAUGUUCUGCGCUGGAUACCUGGAGGGAGGAAAAGACUCUUGCCAGGGUGACUCUGGUGGUCCAGUGGUGUGCAACGGUGAGCUUCAGGGUAUUGUGUCCUGGGGUUACGGCUGCGCUCAGAAGGAUAAUCCUGGUGUUUACGGCAAGGUCUGUAUGUUCAGCCAGUGGAUCGCUGACACCAUGAGAAACAACUAAAACCGAUUCUUGAUCACAUACAGCUUUAUAGAUCUGCAAUUCAUCUGCAAUGUCUGUCUUUGGUUUGUAGAUAAAAACCUGUGUAAAAAUAAAA